Messenger RNA from Andrographis paniculata, 3810 nucleotides. Its product is annotated as pentatricopeptide repeat-containing protein At4g01570. Bases 639 to 3128 code for a protein of 829 amino acids. NCBI's taxonomy places the organism in Eukaryota, Viridiplantae, Streptophyta, Magnoliopsida, Lamiales, Acanthaceae. Gene Ontology annotation, molecular function: protein binding. The record is from RefSeq and is a predicted model, not a curated record. The transcript is spliced from 7 exons.
CUCUUAUAAUAUUUAAACCCCUCGGCGCCCGGCGGGGUAGGCGUCUUCGUCGCCUGCGUUCUUCGCCUGCGUCUUCCUUUCUCCGGCGGCGGCGGCGGCGGCCAUCUUCGUCUUCUUCUCAUAGAUCUGAACUUCCCCGUCACCGUCGAAAAUUUUACUAUAGGCUUGGUCGGGUUCGCGCAGACAUUUAGUUCACAGUAGAAAACCAAGCAGACCUGAAACCUACAACCCUACGCACCCAUAGGAUUUCUCUUCCCGGCGGCCUCCUUUGAAUCUCUGUAACGCGUCGCCUCAAAAUCCACCCAGAGGAGCGGAAAUGGGCUUCAUUUCGUUCUUUGGAAGGCUGCUUUACCCUCUGUGCUUAUUCUCUCAGCUUAACUAGAGUAUGGCUUGAACUUCUUGCUUAUAGAAUGUUAUUAUUGAAUUCUUCAAUUAGUUAUCUGUUAAUGUGCAUGUCAGUCAUUUGGGACGCCAACAUUUGAAUUUUGAUUAUAUUCUGGUCUUUUAUGGGAUCACCUGGAUCUUGUACAGAGGGUAGGUGACGACUCUUUCUUCCGGAAUUGGCUUUCCAUGAGCUCUUGCUUCUCCUAUUAACUUUGAAUGAAGUUAUUGGUUGAGUGGAAACUACAAAAGGUGUAAUGCAUGGUGGGCGAUGCAAAACUCUAGCUCUCCUUCAUCAAUCCAUUGUAUUUUGUCCAUUAUUCUGCUCCAGAUAUAGGUUUACAACUGUGGGAAAAGUUAAUGGCAUUGCUGCAUCGAGAGGAGCAAUCGAAUUGCGCAAACUUCUCAUAGUAGCCUCCAUAGCCAAAGCACUAUCGAAGCCGGGGAUACACUCCCUGGACAAGGAUGGAGACUCAAUCACUUUGUCUGAGGAUAUUGUCCUCUGCGUGCUCCGCCGUGGCUUGCUCGAUGCAUCAAAGAAAUUGGAUUUCUUUAGGUGGUGCUCGAACAGACCUAACUACAAACACUCAGUGUGCACCUACUUGCAGAUGUUCAAAAUCAUCUGUUCUUUACCUAUUCUUCACUGUGAUGAUAUCUAUGACCUAAUCACCUCCAUGAAGCGGGAUGGAUUGGUGCUUGAUUCAUUGACUUUGAAACUGAUUCUGGAUGGGCUAAUUAGGUCUGGAAAAUUUGACUCUGCACUAGAAAUUCUGGACUAUGUUGAGAGGGAUUUGAUUAGUACAAGCAAACUAAGCCCUAAUGUGUAUAGUCCUGUUGUUAUUGCUCUUGUGAGGAAGGACCAGAUUUCCUUAGCCUUGUCGAUUUUCCUCAAACUUUUGGAUUCGUCAUCUUCCUCCACAGUCAGAAACAGUGCGGCCAUUCCUGACGCUGUAGCUUGUAACGAGUUGCUUGUUGGGCUGAAGAAGGCAGGAAUGAAAGAAGAAUUCAAACAGGUUUUUGAUAAGCUGCGCGAAACGAAGCUUUAUCCACAUGAUAGAUGGGGCUAUAAUAUCUGCAUCCACACGUUAGGAUGUUGGGGUGAUUUAAGUACUGCUUUAAGCUUGUUCAAAGAGAUGAAGGAAAUGAGUGGUUUGUUAUAUCCCGAUUUGUGCACGUACAACAGUCUCAUUCAUGUUCUUUGUGUGCUUGGGAAGGUGAAAGAUGCUCUCAUUGUCUGGGAGGAGCUGAAAGUUUCCUCAGGUCACGAGCCUGAUGCGUUCACGUAUCGAAUUUUGGUACAGGGUUGUUGUAAGUCCUAUAGAAUCAAUGAUGCUAUGAAAAUCUUUAGUGAAAUGCAGUAUAAUGGUGUACGGGCGGAAACAGUUGUUUACAACUCCCUCUUAAAUGGUUUGCUUAAGUCAAGGAGGCUAAUGGAAGCAUGCAAUUUGUUCGAGAAAAUGGUUGAUGAUGAUACUGUUAAGGCCUCAUGCUGGACGUAUAAUAUACUCAUUGAUGGGUUGUAUAAAAAUGGAAGGCCCGAGGCAGCGCUUGCUAUGUUUUCAGACUUAAAGAAGAAAGGUAAUAGUUUUGUCGAUGCGAUUACUUACAGCAUUGUUAUUUAUCGUCUUUCUUUGGAGGAUCGGGUUGAGGAAUCAUUGGAGUUAUUGGAAGAGAUGGAGGCGCGGGGAUUUGUUGUUGAUUUGGUAACGGUAACAUCAGUAUUGAUUGCACUCUACAGGCAAGGUCAAUGGGAUGCGACUGAUCGGCUUAUGAAACACGUUAGAUUUGGGAAUUUGGUCCCCAAUAUCCUUAAGUGGAAAUCUGCCAUGGAAAUUUUGCUGAGAAAUCCACAAAGCAGAAAAAGAGACUUUAUGCCAAUGUUUCCAUCAACAGGAGAUGUUGCUGAGAUUUUGAAUAUUAGUGAUUCACAUGGCGUGGAAGGCCGUGGUGAUGUUUAUACGGAAGAUGCCGAGAAGUUUGAUGAUGAAGGUGAUAAAUGGUCAUCUUCUCCAUACAUGGAUUGGAUGGCAAAUCAUUAUACCUCCGAGACUUCUCAUUCUUGGCCAUCUUUCACAAUGUCUAGAGGAAUCCGAGUCACGGAGAAUGGGGAAGAGUCCUUUGAUAUCAAUAUGGUGAAUACGUAUCUAUCUAUAUUCCUAUCCAAGGGGAAGCUGAGUUUAGCGUGUAAGCUAUUCGAAAUUUUCACCAACAUGAGAGCAGAUCCGGUCAGCUACACUUACAAUUCUAUUAUGAAUUCAUUUGUAAAGAAAGGUUACUUCAAGGAGGCAUGGGGUGUCCUCCGUGCCAUGGGUGAAACGUUGAACCUAGCCGACAUUGCCACCUAUAAUGUCAUAAUUCAAGGCUUGGGGAAGAUGGGACGAGCAGAUCUUGCAAAUUCUGUUCUUGAAAAACUUGUUAGGGAAGGCGGGCAUCUUGAUAUAGUGAUGUAUAAUACGUUGAUCAAUGCUCUUGGAAAGGCGGGUAGAAUAGAUGACGCUAACAAGCUGUUUGAACAGAUGAAGGAUUGUGGAAUAAACCCUGAUGUGGUCACAUACAACACCCUGAUUGAAGUGCACAGUAAGGCCGGUAGAUUGAAAGAUGCGUACAAGAUUUUGAAGAUGAUGUUGGAUGGCGGGUGUGUUCCGAAUCAUGUAACGGAUACGACUCUUGAUUUUCUUGAGAAGGAAAUUGAAAAGGCGAGAUAUGCCAAGGCAUCCAUUAUUCGUUCGGAUCCACCACCUUGCUAGCAUAGAAUCUAUCCUGGCUGAGGUGGGCAAUUUGCAACGAUGGAGGCAAGACCCCCUCAAAUACCACAGGAUAUAAUGCUUACAAAGCAACCAAGAGUGGAAAUGAACAAGCCCCGACCAUUAUAUCUUAAAUCUCUGAUGAUCGAGGUUCAAUGAACUCGGUGUUGAUGGUGGGCCUGCGGGAGAUCCUAAAAUUCAGCAUUUCGAGCUGCCACAUGUUGAAGAAAAGAGAGGAUGAAACAUAUAAUACUCGGAGCCAUCAUAAUGAAGCGCUUGGAAGUUUGCCUUUUGUGGUCGGGAGCUCUUUUGGAGCUUUAAUACUACUGGUAACCAUUUCACCAUCUUCAUUUGUCUCGUCUGCUCGACAUAAAUGAUUCUUCUUGCACUCCCCGCACAGCUCCUGCAUCAAGCAAUUGCUGCGUUAACUAUGAUUGAUACUGAUAAGAGCUUGGGCCUUACUCGGGGACAAUGCCGAAUAGAUCAGCAAAAAUGAUGUCUCCUCCAAAAUCGAAAACAAACUAUGAGUUCCCGUCACGGCUUUGGCGUGCUGCAAAAUUUUAGGAUGGUAAUUUCCAGAAUGAUGAAUUGUUAGUAAGUAUUGGCAAUCUUCGAAUUUCUUUAGUUACAUUCUAAUGCUAGUUAUUGGUUGCUUGCAUUUCCUUAAUUUUUUUCUAUGUGAAGA